CAUCAUUAGAGAGAGAGAAAAAAAAGCCGUGAUCUCGAUGUGACAGCUCGCGGUAGUCCACGUCAACACAGGAGAGAGCGAAGCGGCUAUAGACAUGGACUCCUCAUCCCCGGAUCCUUCCCUCUACACGGUGAAGGCUGCUUUUAUACUUGAUAACGAUGGAAACAGACUCGUGUCGAAGUACUAUGACCCGGAGCUUCACCCCUCCAUGAAGGAGCAGAAGAACUUUGAGGCCAAAGUCUUCAACAAAACGCACAAAGCAGACAAUGAGAUAGCUUUCCUGGAGGGGAUGACCAUCGUCUAUAAGAGCAGCAUAGAUCUGUUCUUCUACGUGGUGGGAAGUGCUCAAGAAAACGAGCUCAUGCUGAUGGCUGUACUCAACUGUCUGUUUGACUCUCUCAGUCACAUCCUCAGGAAAAACGUGGAGCGGAAGUGUUUACUGGACAACAUGGACGGAGUCUUCCUGGUGUUUGACGAAAUCAUUGAUGGAGGGGUGAUUCUGGAGAGUGACCCACAGCAGGUCCUUCAGAAGGUCAACUACAGGGCGGAUGAAAACCCAUUAACAGAACAAAGUGUGACCCAGCAGCUAACAGAGAAACUGGCUCUGACCUCUAAUGUUCUGCAGUCGGCCAAGGAACAGAUCAAAUGGUCCAUCUUGAAAUGAGUUGUCAGGGGAAAAGGCUGGGUUGUCUGAAGAUCUGGAGAAAACGGUUUCAUGUCCCUGAGCGACUUUAACUCAGAGGGAAGGUGGUCACAUGACUGUCGGCUGCCUUAGAAAGCAACUAACCAGCCAGUUUGAGGGAUUUUCUGUGUGGCAGCCUUUAGUUAGGACGUGUGUUGAAUGUGUUUAUUUGGGAGAUUAAAUUCAGUUAACACGUCAUUUAAUGGGUCAAACUGUGUCAAAGGGAUGUAGAGAUUAUUUUAGCUUAUGGAAGGAGGGUCUGUCCUGUCUCACCCAAACUUUCCCCUCUGCUACCAAAAGUUGUGCAUCCAAAUCAUUUAGACUGGAUCCUGUGAUCAUCAGAACUGUCACAUGACCAGCUCGGUCUGAUUCUGCUCAGUUAGAAGAAUAUAAACACAUGGAUUGUUUCUCUGUCUCCGUCGUCAGUCACAUGAUCUAUAAAGUUUAUUUGAAUGUGAGAAAUAUGUUUUUAUGUUUGCAGUACAUGUAGCAUGAGAUGAAGGAGGGGAAGGGGUUGUGUAGAAAAGGGUUUAUAAGGUCAAUAAAAAUGUAAAUAAAGAUUUAGUUGCUGCAGUUACAGAAGAAAGGUCUAUUUUACAACAAGAAUUGGAGAAAUUACUACACUAAAUAUUUAUUAGGUAUAAACAAAAUGUAAAAAAAGACAUUUAUUUUAUACAUAUUUGGAUGUUUAAACAAAGUGACGUUUAAUCUCUGCUGUUUGUGAGAUUGAUAAUAAAAUGUAUUUUUUGGCUUA
Melanotaenia boesemani (Boeseman's rainbowfish) is the source of this 1436-nucleotide messenger RNA. RefSeq names its product COPI coat complex subunit zeta 2 (gene copz2). Gene Ontology annotation, biological process: retrograde vesicle-mediated transport, Golgi to endoplasmic reticulum; intracellular protein transport; intra-Golgi vesicle-mediated transport. Gene Ontology annotation, cellular component: COPI vesicle coat. The record is from RefSeq and is a predicted model, not a curated record. The coding region runs from base 95 to 664 and encodes 189 amino acids. Lineage: Eukaryota; Metazoa; Chordata; Actinopteri; Atheriniformes; Melanotaeniidae. The transcript has 10 exons.